This is a messenger RNA of Myotis myotis, 429 nucleotides long. It is a transcript of the gene CST8, whose product is annotated as cystatin 8. The transcript is spliced from 3 exons. Gene Ontology annotation, molecular function: cysteine-type endopeptidase inhibitor activity. The record is from RefSeq and is a predicted model, not a curated record. NCBI's taxonomy places the organism in Eukaryota, Metazoa, Chordata, Mammalia, Chiroptera, Vespertilionidae. The coding region runs from base 1 to 429 and encodes 142 amino acids. Gene Ontology annotation, cellular component: cell surface; cytoplasm; extracellular region.
AUGACAAGACUCUGGGGGUCCUGCCUGUUCCUGCUUACCCUUGUGGUGGCUCUGGUGGCCAGCACAGACCCAGACAAGAAUAAGGUCAAGGUGGUAAGGGAAUUAAAAGUUAUCGAUGCCUCUAAUUACAACGUGAAGCAGUGUCUGUGGUUUGCCAUGCAAGAGUACAACAAAGAGAGUGAGGAUAAGUACAUCUUCCACGUGGUCAAGAUAGUGCAAGUCCAGCUGCAGGUCACAGACCGUUUGGAAUACUUUAUUGAUGUUGAAAUUGCCCGUAGCAAUUGCAGAAAGCUUUCAAACAGUAAUGAAAACUGUGUCACUCAGGAAAACUCCAAACUGGCAAAGAAACUGACGUGCAGCUUUAUAGUUGGAGCACUCCCCUGGAACGCCGAGUUCACUGUGAUGAAGAUGCAGUGUGAAGACCUCUAG